GCAAGCACAAGAGCCCGGAAAAGAUACGAGGCGAUAGUUAACGGUACUAAGCCGGCUUGGAAAUGUGAUCCCCAAAAACGUCGACCUAUUGAAGGAGAUUGUCCAAUUUGCUACGAACCUCUGGAUGAAAAACAAAGAUAUAAGAUCGUCUGGUGUAAAUCUGGUUGUGGAAACAAUAUUCACAAGGAGUGCUUUGUGAAAUGGGGAAAGUCAAAAGGCUAUUAUAGGAAGAUUACAUGCGUCUAUUGUCGUGUUGAAUGGAAAGUUGAUGCCGAUGGAGAAAUGAGCGACGAAGGUUACCUGAAUCUUGCUAGAGCCCAGGGGAUGACAUACGCUAGAGGUGCUCUAAUGAAUUCAUAA
Acaulospora morrowiae is the source of this 360-nucleotide messenger RNA. Lineage: Eukaryota; Fungi; Glomeromycota; Glomeromycetes; Diversisporales; Acaulosporaceae. The record is from the annotation of a GenBank genome assembly.